CCUAUCAAAGUCCACCACUUAGUGCAUAAGUCUUAAAACAAGAUUUAUUAAAUAAAUAAACCAUGACUGCAUUAGAAUAGUCAACACCAUAUGGUCAUGGAUUACGCAUGAUUUGUAGAAACCAUUUUGUAACCGCAACAAAAACACAGCACCUAGUUUCUUAGGCACCCGAUUUCAGCAUGGUCCUUAACUUUUUUGACCAACAUGGCUGCCAAACUAUCAGGAAUGACUCCCCAUUAGCAUCAAGGGCCAACUUCAUCCUCAAUCAAAUCUCACUAUAAAACCUUUAUCAACCAUUUUCUCACUCCCAUCACAAUUCACAAUACCUUAACACAGUUCAAAAUAUGAGCACUUUGGAUACAAAAGGUUUCACGGAAGAGCAAGAGGCUCUUGUUGUCAAGUCAUGGAAUGCAAUGAAGAAGAAUUCUGCAGAACUAGCUCUCAAGUUUUUCUUAAAAAUAUUUGAGAUUGCUCCAUCAGCUCAAAAACUGUUCUCAUUCUUGAAAGAUUCAAAUGUUCCUUUGGAGAAAAACACCAAGCUCAAGCCUCAUGCCAUGUCUGUCUUUCUCAUGACAUGUGAAUCAGCAGUUCAACUAAGAAAAGCUGGUAAAGUCACAGUGAGAGAAUCUAGCUUGAAAAAAAUAGGUGCUACACAUUUUAAAUAUGGUGUAGUAAAUGAGCAUUUUGAGGUGACAAAGUUUGCACUAUUGGAGACAAUAAAAGAAGCAGUACCUGAAAUGUGGUCACCAGCUAUGAAGAAUGCAUGGGGAGAAGCUUAUGAUCAGUUGGUUAAUGCAAUCAAAUCAGAGAUGAAAGCUUCUUCUUAAAAUCAUUUCUUCCUAAAUUGAAUAAGAUUGAUAUAAAGACACUUUGGUCUCUAUUAUUAAAUGAAGUUUGAGUUUUUGUGUUGUAUUUUUCUUUUGUAUGAUUAUAAUAAUUUAGCUAUUGGGAUUAUCAGGUAAAGUGUUUGUAUUUUACAUUUUGUAAAUAAAAAUAAUAUUUUUAUUUAGUAGACUGUUUAUCAAA
Molecule: messenger RNA, 1026 nt
Organism: Vicia villosa (hairy vetch)
Lineage: Eukaryota; Viridiplantae; Streptophyta; Magnoliopsida; Fabales; Fabaceae
Product: non-symbiotic hemoglobin 1
Exons: 4
Coding region: 345-827 (160 amino acids)
Molecular function (GO): heme binding; oxygen binding
Source: RefSeq, a predicted model, not a curated record